Messenger RNA from Protopolystoma xenopodis, 1203 nucleotides. The record is from the annotation of a GenBank genome assembly. NCBI's taxonomy places the organism in Eukaryota, Metazoa, Platyhelminthes, Monogenea, Polystomatidea, Polystomatidae.
AUGUUGUAUUUUUUUACGUUCUUUUACUCGCUCGGUUUUGUAUUUCCAAGUUCUUUGCGUUCUCUCAUACUGUUGCCAGUCUUUCCAAUGCUUCGUCGCAGCUUAACGGCCUUUAUCCCUAGAUCCUUGAUCCCUGCCCGAAAUUUUUUUAUUUCUCCAAAGCACUUAUACUAUACUGAUGGACCAAGGGAACCAACAGCUCCGAUUCCUGACAGGAUCCCAAACUGGACUAAUGAUCUUAAGGAAAUAUUUGGCAAAUUAAAAAACAAUUCAAAUGUUUUCCUCCAUGGCGGUGCUGCUACCCCAAGCCAUCUGCUUUUGUCGCUGCACAAAUACGUAAUGGGCGAGAACCUGAAAGGAAUCAAACUCUUCCAUAUUCACACCGAAGGCCCUUAUCCUUUCACUGAAGGCGAGUCGGCUAAGCACUUUCGUUCAUCUUCACUUUUUGUGGCCAAAAAUUGCAGAUCUGCAAUCAAUUCCGGAAUCGCAGACUACACUCCUAUUUACCUUAGCGAAAUACCUCAUUUGUUUAGACGUAAUCUGAUUCCUCUUGAAUUUGCCCUCAUUAACGUAUCCAAACCUGACAUACAUGGAUUUUGUUCCCUCGGUCCUAGCAUCGAUAUCGCCAGGGCAGCUGUUCAAAAUGCCAAGUUCAUUGUCAACAGACACGUGCCGUUUUCCAGAGGAGAUGCUGGCAUACAUAUAAGUCACAUUGACUAUUUGGUUCAGUGCGAUGAGCCCUUACAUGAAAUGGGAUCCUCAAAAAUUUAUCCAGAAGACGUUAGUAUUGGCAAAAUUAUAUCAGAAAAGCUCGUAUCUGAUGGCGCUACGAUACAAAUGGGGAUUGGAUCGAUACCUGAAGUCGUUCUUUCACAACUUGGAGGUCACAAGCAUCUUGGCGUGCAUACAGAAAUGUUUUCUGAUGGAUUAGUAGAUCUUGUUAAAGCUGGUGCUGUAACCAAUGCUCUGAAAUUCAAUCGUCCAGGAAAAAUUGUCGCAACCUUUGUUAUUGGCUCAAAGAAAGUUUACGAUUUCAUCGACAACAAUCCAUUGGUUGACAUGGUUGAUGUAUCCUGGGUCAACUCUCCUUAUGUGAUCGCUCAGAAUCCUCAGCCGACCUCUAUCAAUUCUUGUAUCGAGGUGGAUAUUACGGGACAGGUCGUCUCCGGAUCUAUUGGAGACAAGAUUUAUUCAGGUCACUAG